Molecule: messenger RNA, 1917 nt
Organism: Limanda limanda (common dab)
Lineage: Eukaryota; Metazoa; Chordata; Actinopteri; Pleuronectiformes; Pleuronectidae
Gene: slain1a
Product: SLAIN motif family, member 1a
Exons: 9
Coding region: 1-1917 (638 amino acids)
Biological process (GO): cytoplasmic microtubule organization; microtubule nucleation; positive regulation of microtubule polymerization
Cellular component (GO): microtubule plus-end
Source: RefSeq, a predicted model, not a curated record
AUGGAAGCAGAAGUGUUGAGCCCCCAGAUGAUGGCAGACGUCAAUGGCAACAAUAAGAUCACCAACGCGGAGCUGGAGGUGCUGAAGCUGCAGGAGCUGGUGCGGAAAUUGGAGAAGCAGAACGAACAAUUGCGGAGCCGAGCGAACGCUGUAAACAAUUGCUCCGUCGGCCCUCACCAUCACCACCAGCUCCAGACGUCUCUGGCGGGGCUGCGCGGCGGUGGCACGCCGUUUCCCAGCGAGGAUUACCAGGCGAAACACGGCGUCUCCAGCCCCACGCAGCAGCAUCCCGGAGCCCCCGGAGCCCGGAGUCCGACCGAGGAGCUGUUUGCAUAUUUCCAGCCGAGCUCUGCGUCUCCUGAUGCCGCCGCGGAGGAGGAGGAGGAGGACAGGGACGCCGCCGGAGCCUGGACUGUCCUGGAUGAGGUGGAUGUCUUGGACCUGAACGCCGUGCUCCCUGUCGGAGAGCCUGAUAGCUGGCUGUAUGUUAGUCACAAAGCCAAGCUGCAGGGUGAGAGUGUCCUCGGUCCUCUACAGUGGUGCAGGCAGGUACUGGACCACCCGGGGCCUGAGGUGGCGCUGGCGAAGAUGAACCUCUGUCACAGACUGGACCAAGCGAAGCGGUGGAGAGGAGUCUCCCCCGUCCGUCCAUACAGCUGCAUCGAGGGGCUGUCCACACUCAGCUGCCCCGUCCUGCCUUACACUAAAUCUGCUGCACUAACCGAGUCCCCAGCCCCGUUGCCGUCAACUGCUCAGUCCUUCCUCCAGCCAAAUCUCCCUCUCAGGACAAGUUCUGGCCUCAGUGACAGAGUGCCCACCUUCCUGUCGAACUCUGCUCUCCACAACCUGGGUCGCCGGCAUGCAGCCAUCAGCCCGCAGUCCUCCCUGGACAGUGAGGUGGGUGUGUCGGAGCUUGAGGACGAGUCCGUCUCCAUGAGCUACAAACUGCAGGACAUGACAGAUGUGGAGGUCAUGGCACGACUUCAGGAGGAGAGUCUCCGACAGGACUACGCCACUACCUCAUCCACGGCCAGCCGCCGCAGCUCCAGCUUCUCCCUUCACUCCCUAAGGCGCAGCGAGAUGGAUCUGGAGGAGGAGGAUGAGGAUGAGGAUGAAGGGUACGACCAGCUCCCUCCUCCCCAGCCUCGACUGUUCCGCACAGGAUCUAUGCAGAGGGGAGGCCUACCCCACUCCCACACCUUCUCCAGUAUCAGAGACUGCAGACGCAUGACGACCACCCCUCAGUUUUCACUAAGUGGACUCUCCCAGUACUCUGGACCCUGCAGCCUGAGCACAGAACUACAGACAGCAUACAGGAAUAGCACAGACAAGCUACGGAGAAGCAUGCCCAACCUCCUCCGAGUUCCCAGCAUGCCCAGUGUUCCCAGCAUUCCAAGCCUGGCUUCCCCUGUCAACCCACCCUCCCACAGCCCUUCCUCCCUGCCAACGAUAUCUUCCUCCAUGCGGAACAGCCAGAGCUUUGACUCGUCCACCGGGCUCGCACGACUCCAAUCCUCCAUUCCUUCCCCAGGCCAGCUCAGUCAGAGAGUCCAGAGCAUGGCGAACUUUCCCACCAUGCCCCGGCAUCCUCUGAAAGCCACAGCCUACGUGAGCCCCACGGUGCAGCAAGGCCCCGCCUCCACCCCUCUGACCACCUCUGCCAGCCUGCACUCCAUCCCGAGCGGCAUCGCACUGCCUCAGCCCCUGAAACCCAGCAACAGUUUGGUACCACAGCCCCUGAAAGCUGGCGCCAACCAUCGCAGCUCCCUCCCUCGUCCGGCCUCAUUCGUAGGGACAAGUGGAGUCCCACGUCUGAGCAAAAUCCCCCCAGCUACACGCAGUUUACUGACACCCCCAAAGACCAUGGCUGCCCUGAGCGCCCUGAGGGACGUUAACUGGAGAGACGGCUGCUACUGA